Rotaria socialis is the source of this 1968-nucleotide messenger RNA. NCBI's taxonomy places the organism in Eukaryota, Metazoa, Rotifera, Eurotatoria, Philodinida, Philodinidae. The record is from the annotation of a GenBank genome assembly.
AUGAGUCAGUGUAUGGUUGAUAAGCCGAAUUCAUGGAACAGUAGAUCGGAUCCUACGAAACAGCUCUCAAGACAAUUCUACAACAAUAGAAGGCCACUGCUAUCAAGCCCUAUCAAUGCUUUUCACAAAGCCAUCACUUUAUGUUCAAAGAUUCGUAACAGCCCAGGUGUUCAUUCAAUUCAUCUUAUGGAGGCUUGUGGUUUCAUAUAUACAGGCACAGGAGACACAGCUCGUUGUAGCGCUUGUGGGCUUGAGAAAGAAAACUGGACAUCUGAUAGAUACCCAUUGACUGUUCAUUUAGCUGAAAGACCUGACUGUCCCUUUAUCGUUUCUUUAAAGUGUUCGAAACCAGCUACCCACGCUCCAUCACCAUCAUCAUCAUCAUCAUCGUCUUCGUCUUCGUUUUCAACUCAUCAUUAUUCUUGCUCUUCGCCAUCAGCAGCCACUAUUAGAAGUACCUCGAUAUCCAACGAGCAGGAAUAUCCAUCCAAACGGCUGAAAAUUGAAAUAACUGAUGCAACCUUUAGCGCAGCUGGCCUCUUCGAAACUGAUAGAAUUCAGGAAGUAAGAAAGCGAACUUUUUCGCAUUGGCCACACCGUAAUGGUCCAUCACAAUUACAAAUGAUUGAAGCGGGAUUUUUCAAUUGCAAUGUGGGUGAUAGAGUAAUAUGCAUUUAUUGUAAUCUUAUUUGUCAGCAAUGGACACCCAAUAUUGAUGAUCCAUGUGAAGUUCAUAAAACUCUUUCCCCAAAAUGUAUAUAUGUCAGAGCGAAAUUAUUGAUAAGCGAGACAAGGCCGCUACUUAUCGUUAAUGAAACUGUAGUAGGAGCGACUGUGGGCAAUCCCUCAUCAACAGCAAACAAUGAUCAGCAACUUCGCUACAACGAAUUUGUUCCCACAGCAGCAUGCAAUACUGCAUAUGCUGAACUACCGAAACGAACUGCAUCAUUUCUGUCAUGGCCGAAUGAGAAUUUGCCUCCUGUGGAUCAGCUUGUUCGAGCAGGGUUCUUUUAUACGGGUACUAAGACUAUUGUGACUUGUUUUUAUUGUAAUGGAUCAUUACAGAAUUGGGGAUCGAAUGACAAUCCCACGAUAGAACAUGCUCGAUGGUUUCCACAUUGUGCUUAUGCUAAACAAUUAUGUGGUGCUGAACUUUAUCGAAAAAUUCAAGAAUCUAAAAGAGCUCAACAAGAACGUGCCAAGGCGAAUGGAUCAAGAGAGACGGCAAGCUCGAGUGGUUUGAUGGGUGCUGCAGUAACUUCCAAUAGUCAACGGUUACUAAUACCUGAUGAAAGCACUUUAUCACGUCUUGUUGCUGCUCGACUAGAUCUACCGAUCUCACAAAGAUUAUUAGAUAAACAAUUUAAAUUAUCUAUUAUUAAACGUUGUUGGGAAGAUCAACUUCGACUAAAACACGAUGAUUUUGUAACUGAUUCUGAUUUACACACAGCUUGUAUGAUUCUUCAAAAACAAAUUGCGCAUAUUGAUGGAAAAAAAGAAAAUAUUGUUGUACCAAGUAUAAGAAUGAAAACAAUUCGAGAAGAUGCCGAACGAGCAAUAGCAGCAGCCACAUCUGGUCAACAGGCUAUUAUGGUAUCAAAUGCGUCUGUUCCGACUCAAUCGAGCUCGACUAUUUCACCCAGUGUUCCAGAUGUGGAAAUGACAACAGAAUUGGAGCCGCCAGGAAAUGUAUUAACAACCCCAAAUGAAUAUUCAUCACCAGCCACAGUACCUUCCAGUCAAGACAAAACAAGAGUAACGAAAUCAACUACUUUAAAUGACACUGAAAAACAUCAAACAAGGGAAGCAGUGCCAGUUAACCCAUGCGUGCUAUGUUCAAAAGAAGAGAAACGACUUGCAUGCAUACCUUGCGGUCACUUGGCAGCGUGUGUUUCGUGUAGUCAAUCUUUGCGAUCAUGCCCAAUAUGUCGUCGGGAAAUCGAAGCUUUUGUCAAGAUUUAUGUUUAG